This is a messenger RNA of Umbelopsis ramanniana AG, 1691 nucleotides long. RefSeq lists its product as uncharacterized. The transcript has 7 exons. The record is from RefSeq and is a predicted model, not a curated record. Gene Ontology annotation, molecular function: protein binding. NCBI's taxonomy places the organism in Eukaryota, Fungi, Mucoromycota, Umbelopsidomycetes, Umbelopsidales, Umbelopsidaceae. Bases 166 to 1599 code for a protein of 477 amino acids.
GGCCCCCGCAGUCCCAUAAACCCCAUUGAUGGAUUUUGCAGCGAUAUCUAACUCAAGUUCAACUGGUUCCCUCAUAUACUCAUACCGGUGGAUCUUCUCAAAAUGGACAUCCAUUCCAAAGUACACAGAGCAAUGCAGUCCAACAUUUGAAGCAGAUGGAGUCAAAUGGACUUGGCUUUGUACUUGAAGAUGGUCGAUAGCGAUUCACAUCCACUGAAAGGCAUACGGAAGAAAGUACGCAUCGUCUUUGUGGUGGAAGAUGUGGCAAAAUCAAACCGCAUAGGUAGGGCCGAUUAUGGGAAAACGGAACAUCCGGUAUGGUUUAGUGAAAAACACGCUACAUGGGGCGAGGAAUCUCUGCUUCCCUUGGAUCGGUUAGGUGUCUAUGCCCCCUACAGUAAUUUUUCGACGUCGCGCGACCGACAAACUGUCAGUGUAAAGUUUGAGGUUUUGAAAACAAGAUCUGAUCCUCCAAUCCUCAACCGUGGCGUUGGCUAUAUGCCCUUCAUGCAGAAAUAUUUCAACGAUGCUGCGUUUUCAGAUGUCACAUUUAAAGCCAAACUCGACAAUCAAGAAAGAACUUUUUAUGCUCACAAAGUCGUCAUGGCAUCAGCCUCCUCGUGGUUCGAGACACUUUUUACCAAUGGCAUGAAGGAAAGCUUCUCCAAUGAAAUUACCCUCGCAGACACCGAUCCAGCCACCUUUGAAUUUGUACUACGGCAUUGCUAUGGCAUGGAAUUCGACAUUGAAAAUAUUGAACAGGCUGAAAAUAUCGUCGUCUUAUCAGAUCGCUUUGGUAUUGAUCGCUUGAAAGAUGAGGCAUUCCGGCACAUCCGGCUAGAACUGUGUCCAAAUAACAUAUGGAGAAUAUGGGAAUUAGCUGAUAAACAUUCUGACAAAAGAACUUAUUUAACCUGCGAAGAUUAUGUGUCGCAAAACAUUCCUACUUUGAUCAAACACUCCAGUUUCUUCCAGGCCAGUCCAAAUAUUUUGGAAGUCAUUCUUAAACACGAUAUGGGCAACUUUCCGUCAGAGGAGAACCUCUUUGAAGCUGUUGUUCGAUGGGCCACCUAUGAAGAGAAUAUCGGCCCCUCAAUGUAUGAUGAUAAUUCUGAUCAAGCUUCUACAGAAAGUUUUGAGAACUUGUCCACUGUCGCCUUGCAAGAAAAUCCUACCUUCCCUGAACCCAUGUUGGGGGAAAUGGAUUUCUCUGUUUUGAAGUAUCCCUUUUUCUCCAAGCCCACCUCUCCAAUCAUGCUACGGUCCGACGAGGAUGGCGUCAUUCGUAGACAUUCCAUUGGCACUGUGGGGCAGCGUAAACGUGAACAAGAAAAACUGGCAACCGAUCGAAGAAACUCAGCGGACUCGGACUCAUUUCCGUCCUUUCGACUAAUGUUAUUGCCCUAUUUAUUGCAGCAUAUACGAUUCCCUCUUAUGUCACCGCAGUAUUUAACGUCAAAUGUAAUUUCCAAUGAGAUAGUUAUGAACGCUGAAGGAAUGAAAGACUUGCUCAUAGAAGCUUUCGCAUACCAUGUGUCAGGCACACAAAAUAACUCAAAACCAACGCGAUUUCGAGCUCGUAUCCAGAGAGUCGAUUGAAAUAUCCACCAAACCUUUUUAUAAUAAAGCAUUAAUAAAAUUUCUCAUAAAUUUCUUGGGUCACGCAGCAUCCAUAACCCCUCAGGUUCUCU